AUGCCGCUCCUGCUUGCACCCUACAAUGACAGCAUGCGUCUGGGCAUGGGGUUCAACUCGUACACCCAGACACUGUGCAUCGACGGCGCCGUCGAUGCUACAGAUGAGACCAUGAUAACUACGGAGACACUCCAACCGAAAAUCACGUCCUCGUCCAAGCUCUUCGAACGGUUAUCCGAGGUCAUCGACAUGAUGGAUAUUUCACCAGCUGCCACCAUGACGACUGGGAGGAUGGAAGUCCACGGACACAUGAAUGUAUUUAACGAUAUUAAGAUCGACGAUGCUGAUAUUAGUUUGAUGGUAUCAGUGCGGGUGAUGAGUGAAAUCACCAGUCUAAAAGGCUCUGCGAGAUUCCUUCCAAUCGAUGGCAGGGAGGCUGGCUCGCCCAGAUUCAGCGAGACGUUCGGAGACUCCUACAUCUCCGGCUUUAUAACAGGCGGGCUGUUCAUGAACAUCGUCUCUUUCAUCGCCUCUGACCUGGAACACAAGGAUAAGAUGAUUGAAGCAUAA
Molecule: messenger RNA, 510 nt
Organism: Fusarium proliferatum ET1
Lineage: Eukaryota; Fungi; Ascomycota; Sordariomycetes; Hypocreales; Nectriaceae
Exons: 3
Coding region: 1-510 (169 amino acids)
Source: RefSeq, a predicted model, not a curated record